AUGGCCAAACGCACCAAGAAGGUCGGCAUCGUGGGUAAAUACAGGGCCCGUUAUGGGGCCUUGCUGAGGAAGAUGGUAAAGAAAAUUGAAAUCAGCCAGCAUGCCAAGUACACUUGCUCCUUCUGCGGCAAAACCAAAAUGAAGAGAAGAGCUGUGGGCAUCUGGCACUGUGGUUCUUGCAUGAAGACAGUAGCUGGUGGCGCCUGGACCUACAACACCACCUCGGCCGUCACGGUGAAGUCAGCCAUCAGAAGACUGAAGGAACUGAAAGACCAGUAG
Messenger RNA from Elephantulus edwardii (Cape elephant shrew), 279 nucleotides. RefSeq names its product 60S ribosomal protein L37a-like. The record is from RefSeq and is a predicted model, not a curated record. Gene Ontology annotation, cellular component: ribosome. Gene Ontology annotation, molecular function: structural constituent of ribosome. Bases 1 to 279 code for a protein of 92 amino acids. The transcript is spliced from 2 exons. Gene Ontology annotation, biological process: translation. Lineage: Eukaryota; Metazoa; Chordata; Mammalia; Macroscelidea; Macroscelididae.